CCUUGGAAACCUUGGAAAUCAUGGUGGUUGGAUGUCUGCUUGCCAAAUCGUUACAAUACCUUCAUUAAAUGAACUUGGAAUAUUCAUACAAGAUGGAUGUCAGUCGAAUAUAGGUAGCCUUAUUGAAAACUUCACCGAAUAUCCUAAUAUAUGGGUAUACGUUCGCUAUCUUCAAACUGGCCAAAUUGAGAGAAAACACAUAAAGGAUAUACGAAUGCUCGGUGGGCUCCGUAUUGGAGUUUCGAUAUCUAUUCGUAGCACAUUAAGAGAUGGCUCAAAUGCAUGGAGUGGUAACCUUUCGCUCAUGGAGCACAAAGCCUAUGCUGGUGGACUUUAUGCUGUAACGGCUAUAAAUGCCGGCGAAGAGGAUAAUAAUAUUGUAUUUAUGACGAUACCGCCAGUUGGCUUUGAUGAUUUUGUGAUACAGACCGAUCAACACGAAGAUUUAAAAGACUUACAGGAGUUUGAAUAUAGUCUUCUAGGGCCUUCAACAGUGUUUACGCAAAAGCCUAAACUUGGAGAGAAAAUUCAGAUUUAUGUAGAUGGGUUAUGGCAUGAUGUCAAAGUUACCAAAGUCUGCGAUAAAGAUGUGGAAUAUGUGAAUUGGUCUUCAGAAGACGUCAUUCCUGCGGAAGAUACCGAAAAUGAAGAUUCAGAGGAUAUACUUGGUUUCACGGAGGAUGCGCUAAUCGGAUUAGAAAAAGGUAAUAAAAGAACCUGGUGCCCGUGGGAAGAAGAAAUAAAUACAUGGGACAUUAGACCUUAUCGUUGUCUCCAUAUUGGUGAUCUUGUUGAAGCACCUGUGGUAUAUCCAGAUUAUAAUUAUUGUUAUCAUAGCCUUGAGGAGUCGCAAUUAUAUCUUCUGGCCCGUAUUAUUGAAGUUGAAGAAGAUCGAUAUCUAGUUGAGUUCAAUCCUGCCGUCAUUGCUUACAAAUGGUGGCCUGGCCGUUCUUCAAAUCCAGACAAGUUUCCGCGUAAACGAGGGGAUAAGGAAACUGUCGAAAAUCGGUUUAGGGGUACGAAAGUCUGGGUGAGUAUGGAUCGAGUUCGUCCUUACCUUGGAGCUGACCCGCACCCCGUUUUGGGUAUAUCGUCGAUGAGACCGCAUAGUUGGUCAGCAUUUCAAGGAGUUCAGUUCGCGGACCUACAACAAUUUAGCGAAGAUUUCUUGUGGAAGCAAUAA
Molecule: messenger RNA, 1183 nt
Organism: Dentiscutata heterogama
Lineage: Eukaryota; Fungi; Glomeromycota; Glomeromycetes; Diversisporales; Gigasporaceae
Source: the annotation of a GenBank genome assembly